AUGAAACUGCGGUGUGAUGGAAGAAGUCCGUGCGAAUCGUGUCAGAAGAGAAACUUGAUUUGUAACAACGAGCGAACGGCAGGUGCGAGCCACCGACGGAUCGAAGAAGGUAAGACCAGCUUUGAGUCAGCUUGGUUGCAAUGGAAGACUCAUGCAAACCAUACAGAAGUAUCGGUGAAGGCCAAAAGAUGGGAAGGGCCUGAAGAGCCAUCAUCCGACCGAGGAUCGAUCAAGUUCCUACUGAACGGUGGUACCGAUAGCUUCACAGAAAACUUUCGACUUCCACCACGCAGUGAUCGUAGGCACAGUCUCAACUAUCAUAAUGCAACUGGCUUCGAGCAAUUGCAAGGCGCAGGGUUUCCACACAACAUCAACAGCGCUCAGCCGGAACAUGGCUCUGGGUUCCUGGAUUCCGACUCAGUCGCGCUGCAAUUUUUCCAGGACGCUUUCCUGGACUUUUUCCACCGCCCUUUCGAUGAUGCAAAUAAGCCCACGGAGAAUUCUUAUCAGGCUGGUGAACUGAGCUACCAGUCCAUCAUUCCUCCAGGGCAGCACCCUACAACACUGCCCGGAGAUCCACCCAUCUUUGAACCGGAGCGGCCAUUCGCAACGACCUUAAUUCAUUUAAUCUUAACACACGCGUGGCAGGUCCCGCUUGAUUCUAAAGCGCAGGAAGAGGUAUCUGCGAAUCUCCACUUCUUACUCACCACUGCGCGCAUACGAAAAUGCAUUGCGCUUUAUUUUAAAUACUGGCAGACUAGUUGUGCAAUCCUUCCCAUGUCCUUUGAUCCGGAGACAGUUCCCCUGGCGCUCUUAGCCGCGGUAGUCUUUAUGGGCGCAAUGUACAGUGAUGACCAGAGGGAAGUAUACGUCGCUAAGAGAGUGCUAGAUUUUGCAGAAAUCUUCAUCUUUGCGAAUGUUGUGUUUUCGGCUGAGAGCGAGAUCAGCGCCACAUUUUCAGGCAGCCGGUGCCUUGACGAGGUGAAAGGUGACUGGGAAUGGUUUCAGAACUUUCAAGCUGGGCUUAUCAUCACGAUCAUCCAAUACUGGGCGGGAACCCGUUUAUCACGAACUCGCGCGAUGGAAAAACGAUUUGGUGAAAUCGUGAACGUUGCGCGACGAAUUGAACUUGUCAAAGUCCGUCACCUUCCCGAUGAGCAGGUCCUGGAGCACUUGUGGAUCCAGCAAGAGAGUCGUAUAAGGACUUUUUCUAUGAUUUCGCUGCUCGACUGCGCGUUCUUGUUCUUUCAAAACUACCCGUGUCGCCUAACAUAUACCGAAAUGGAAUGCGAUCUGCCCUGCGAGGAAUGGCUGUUCUUCUCUGAGCACCCGUUUGCGGAGCCAAAUUUUCGCUUUUCACGCGGCAUUCGGGUUUCGGAGGCUUUCGAGCAUAUGUUUGAUGAAGCGCCCGAGUCUAAUCCGAUUGAUCUCACUGUAUUAGACAUGUUCAUCUUGAUUCAUAUCCUAUUCUCAUUUAUUAACACCCAUAUGACACUUCAAGGUUCUUUCACACGCAUGAGAAAUUUCAAACCCCCCAGGAAGAGUAUCGGGGUUGACGCAAAGGACACCACAGUUCCUAAAGAUUCUAUCCUCGUUGCCAUCCGGACUGCUCUAUCCCGUUGGCGGGAAUACUGGAUCGUCCUGCGCAGUGGAGUAACAAGUGACGAAUGGGCAUCAAUGGGGUUUUAUAAGAAUGGAUACAGCUUUUGGCUGGUAUCGCAACUGCUUAUCACCAGAAAGGAUGCUGUUGAUGUGGUGAUGCAGAUGGAAGUGCAUUGCGAAGACAAGCUGGAGAAGCUGAAGGUCUUGCUACUAGACGACCAGGAAGACAUCUAG
Penicillium digitatum Pd1 is the source of this 1836-nucleotide messenger RNA. The record is from RefSeq and is a predicted model, not a curated record. NCBI's taxonomy places the organism in Eukaryota, Fungi, Ascomycota, Eurotiomycetes, Eurotiales, Aspergillaceae.